Rhincodon typus (whale shark) is the source of this 743-nucleotide messenger RNA. RefSeq names its product transmembrane protein 263 (gene tmem263). The transcript is spliced from 4 exons. The coding region runs from base 44 to 496 and encodes 150 amino acids. The record is from RefSeq and is a predicted model, not a curated record. Lineage: Eukaryota; Metazoa; Chordata; Chondrichthyes; Orectolobiformes; Rhincodontidae.
UGGGACUCACUCGGAGAGGCGAUGCUGAGCCUGUGCCCGGAGCAUGGAGCUGCCCCGUGUGAGUGAUCUUCCGACCGGCUCCUACAACAUUGGUGAAAGGAGGGAGGAUGCCCUGCAGAGACGACGCAAAUAUAUUGAGAAGCCAAUGGAACAAGCAAGUGGUGAUCAGAAGGACAUCCCCUCGUACCUAAGGGAGCUUCCAACCGAAGACAUAGAGAAGGACCACCCGGAGUUUCAGAGCGGCCUGCUGUCGCGGGUGGCCGGUGGCGUUUUCGGAGCGACCAAGGGGGCUGUCGGGGCCACGGUGGGCGGAGUGGCCUGGCUGGGGAUCAAAGGCUACACGGUGACCAGGACAACCGUCACCGCGGUGCCAACACUGGGCAUCGGGCUGCUCAGAGGAGGGGCAUCCAGCCUGGCCGGGGGGGUCUCUGCCGUGGGAUCUGCCGUUAAGAACAAAGUCCCUUUCACCCACAAGAGAAAAGACAAAUCGGAUUGAAAGUGGUGCGUGAGGGAACCCCCUCGUUUCAGGGGCUAAAGUCAUUUGGUGGACCAACCAGGCAAAGUGGGGACAGCAAAUUGUGUUCCUGAGAGCGCAUUCCCACCAGCCAGGAAAAACGGCCCCGUUUCCUGGCAUUCAUUAAUCGUGCCCACUUGCGAUUUGUGUGUUUUUUUUUCUGUGUGUGGAAAUUACUGCCUAAAGAGCUUGUGACAAAUGCCCACUCUCGGUUUCACGUUAUUGGCGA